GGCUAUUAUCAAUAUUUACCGACUAAACAUCAGUCGGCAAGUGCAGUUGGGUUAAGAUUAGUGAGGUUAAAAUCGUAAAGUGAGGUUAACAUGAAGAUGUUUCACGAAAAUGAAACGUUGCGCGAUGAUGAUGACGAACAACCAAAGGAGAUUUGUAGGAACUGCUUUAUGGAGAGGAAUUGCAACCAGAUAUUUAUUAAAGGACCUGCUCUUACAAAAGAAAUAUUGGAAAAGGUCAAUGCUGAGAUAGUGCCAAAGAAAACUUAUAUUUUUGGUUAUGAGAUGAAGACUAAGAGAGUAUUACUUACUGCUGGUCUGUCCCUUUUAUUCUCAAUGAGUUUUCUUGGAGCAAUCAUGAUGUGGUUUACCGAAUCGUUUGACAAUUUUUUAAUAUCGCAAAUGGCUCUGUCAAAUAAUACAGAUACGUUCAUUAUGUGGCAAAAACCAUCGGUACAUGUGAUAUAUAACGUGUACAUAUUUAACUAUACCAAUGUAGAAGAUUUUAGAGAUGGGUAUGCAGAAAAGCUGCAUGUGGAAGAAGUUGGACCUUAUGCAUAUGAAGAACAUCUCGAAAGAAUUGAUUUGGAAUUUCCCACUGAUAACUCUAUCUCAUAUAAAGAAAAGAAAAGUUACGUGUUUAAGCCUGAACUAACAAGAGGGCGUCAGAACGAUCAGCUUGUUGUACCGAAUAUGGCAGUCUUUAGUGGAGCUGCCUUUACCAAGUCCCACAACUACUUUAAUCGUUUGGCGUUUUCUGGUUUACUAUCAGGAAUGGACGAAGAACCAUUUUUGAAAAUAGCUGCAGAUUCCUUUAUAACUGGAUAUAAAGAUCGUUUAUACGAUUUGGCUAAAGCUUUUAUGCCCGAUAAUAUGCCGGCACAAAUGGGUGUAUUGGCUCCCAAAAUAGGCCAAACUCCAUACAGGAUAACUAUAAAUAAUGGAAAGGAUGAUAUUGAUCGUUUAGGGAUUGUAGAAAAAUUUAAUGGAGAAACCGAGUUAGACUAUUAUGCUGGAGGAGAGUGUAACAGUAUCAAAUCAACAGACGGCUCAAUACACCCACCCAGAAAAGUCCAGAAAAAAAAACCUCUUCAUUAUCUUUUCCCUGAAGGAUGUCGACGAUUUCCUCUAAUCUUUAAUAAAGAAACCAGCGUGAUAGACGGGAAAGUCCCAGCUUAUCAAUACAUACACCCAGAAGACUUGUUCGAUUCCGCUGAUGAGAAACCCGAAAACGGCUGUUUCUGCAGUAUGGAUAGCGCUCAAUGUCCUCUAAAAGGUGUUUACAACGCAACUGCUUGCAACUAUGGUUCACCAGUGUUCAUUUCCCAUCCUCACUUCCACAGAGCCGAUCCCAGUCUAACAAAACAUUUUACCGGUCUACACCCCGAAAGAGAGUUUAAAUCUUAUUUCAACCUCCACCCCACCCUUGGAUUCGCUAUUUCUGCAAGAAACAUGCUGCAGGUUAACGUCCAGGUUCAAAAAGCUGGAGGGAUCUCUCAGGUGGAUAUGUUUGAAGAUGGCAUGCUGCUACCCAUCGCUUAUUUAGAAGCGGUACUAGAUGACAAAAGAAUUCCACAAGAUGUAUUAGAUACAAUAUUUUUAGUAUCAUUUACCGUGCCAUCCAUUAAACUAGCUCUACAAUAUGGCUCCCUACUUACAGCCAUCACCACCAUGAUUUCGCUCAUCCUCGUCUUAAGAAGAAAGAGCUCGCCAAAGAUCCUUCCUACCAGACUUUUUAGGACCAAUCAAGGUUACUAUGAAGCCAGUUAAAUAUUUUAAUUUCUCAGGCCAAAGUUUGUUCAAUAUUUGAACAUAUUAUUGAAAAAGACUGAAAACCUUUUGGGGAACUACUUAAAAAUAAUUAUUUAUUUUUUCGAAAAAAGAUAAGAUGUUGAGAAUGUUUCGAUGAAUGGGAUCGCGAUAAGGUUGAAUUAAAUUUUAGCUGAUAAAAUAAUAAAUUGUUCUUGUAUUUAUUUGUUUAACAAUUCUUUUUUAAAUUAUGUUAAAUUUAUAUAUUGCAGCCUUCUGUUUAUUUUUUUAAACUAACUAUCUAGAUUUUCUCAUUUCCUAUAACUAUUUAUCAUCCUGUAAUACUUAGCACGUCUCUAAAAACUGCCAACAUAGUUUGAAUAGUAUAUAAAGUUUUCUGUUAGUUCUAUUAUCGUCAUAACAUGUUUCUAAAAGAGAUUUAAAAAUGUUUAGAAAAUGUCUGUGUUAUAAAGGCUCAAUUAGAUAUUAAAAAAUACUCAUUGUUUAUUUGGAAGUUAUUUGUUACUUUUUUAUUAUCCAAAAAUUAUUUAAAAUAAAAUUAUUAUUUUGUUAA
This is a messenger RNA of Diabrotica balteata, 2320 nucleotides long. NCBI's taxonomy places the organism in Eukaryota, Metazoa, Arthropoda, Insecta, Coleoptera, Chrysomelidae. The record is from the annotation of a GenBank genome assembly.